Messenger RNA from Rangifer tarandus platyrhynchus (Svalbard reindeer), 1200 nucleotides. The record is from the annotation of a GenBank genome assembly. Lineage: Eukaryota; Metazoa; Chordata; Mammalia; Artiodactyla; Cervidae.
AUGGCCUCAAGCCGGCUAGGGGCCAGGGGGCAGUGCCUCCGUUUGCUGAAGACGAGGGGCUUCUUGCUGCUGAAGCUCUUGGCCGCUAUCUUGGCCGUGCUUCUCUUCUGUGAAUUUCUGAUCUACUACCUCGUCAUCUUCCGGUGCAGCUGGCCCGAGCUGAAAACCCCUGAAGGUGCCGGCGCCCUUGGGGCCCCCAAGGCCCCUGAGCAUGUGCUCAGGGCCAUGUUCUUGGCUGACACCCACCUGCUCGGGGCCGUGAGAGGCCACUGGCUGGACAAAUUACGGAGGGAGUGGCAGAUGGAGCGAGCCUUCCAGACAGCACUGUGGCUAUUGCAGCCGGAAGUCGUCUUCAUCCUGGGGGAUGUCUUCGAUGAGGGGAAGUGGAGCUCGCCAGAGGCCUGGGCGGACGAUGUGGGGCGCUUCUGGAAGGUGUUCCGACACCCGCCUCACGUGCAGCUGCGGGCCGUGGCUGGCAACCACGACAUCGGCUUCCACUACCAGAUGGACACAUACAGAAUAAAACGAUUUGAGAAAGUUUUCAGCUCUGAAAGGCUAUUUUCUUGGAAAGGAAUUAAUUUUGUGAUGGUCAACAGCGUCGCGCUGGAAGGGGACGGCUGUGACAUUUGCUCCAGGGCAGAGGCUGAGCUCCUGGAAAUCUCUCAUUGGCUGAACUGCUCCCGGGAGGAGCAUUGCCCCCGCGGGUGCAGAGACAGACAGCGGCUGCCGGCCUCAGCCCCCAUCCUGCUACAGCACUUUCCGCUUUACCGGAGAAAUGAUGCCAACUGCUCUGGGGAGGACGCAGCGCCCCCCGACGAGAAGUACACCCUCUUCAAGGAGCGCUAUGACGUGCUGUCCCAGGAGGUCUCGCAGAAGCUGCUGUGGUGGCUGCGGCCGCGCCUGAUCCUCAGUGGCCACACGCACAGCGCCUGCGAGGUCCAGCACGGGGCAGGCAUCCUGGAGGUCAGCGUGCCGUCUUUCAGUUGGAGGAACAGAAACAACCCCAGUUUCAUCAUGGGCAGGAUCACGCCCAUGGACUACGCCCUGGCCAAGUGCUACCUGCCACGCGAGGACAUGGUUCUGACCACGUACUGUGUGGCAGCUGGGUGCCUCAUGCUCAUCACGUUAAUCCCCACUGGGCUUGUGUCUGCACCUUUUCAUUUUGGUCGGAGGGUGCUCAGAAAAUUUAAGACCAUGUGA